Physcomitrium patens is the source of this 1794-nucleotide messenger RNA. RefSeq lists its product as uncharacterized. The record is from RefSeq and is a predicted model, not a curated record. Lineage: Eukaryota; Viridiplantae; Streptophyta; Bryopsida; Funariales; Funariaceae. Gene Ontology annotation, molecular function: nucleotidase activity.
UCUCUCUCUCUCCCUCUCUUGCUUUCUCUCCUCUGCCUCACCAAGUCUUCGAAACUCUGCUCGUCGAGGAAUCCACGCAGUUCACACUGCCUGAUCGGAAUUGCUGUAACGAAUCCACUGCGACGUAUUCGCUCUGCAUAGCACGCUGGAGCACCUCGUUGAUGUUUGAAUUAUGAAUUUUCGAACAAUUUUUUGAGGGAAUUUCGAGGGGGAGGUUGGGGAUUCGGUGUGGGAUCCUCGAGAGGUUUGUGUUUUGAGGGUUGUGCGUGCAGUCGGCCAUCAUGUACACCGGAGGCCAGCUGCCGCCCAGCUUUAUGAAGCACCUGCGAGCGGAUGCUGUGGAGGAGGCGGAGGAGGAGGCUGUAUCAAGUGGCGUCGUUGCCAAGGCUCAGCACAAUGGCCUGCCGAACGUGUUAGUUACGAAUGACGAUGGGAUCAAUGCGCCAGGAUUACGGGCCUUGGUUGCCGUCUUGAUCGAGGAUGUGAGCUGUAACGUCUUCAUUUGCGCCCCGGAUUCAGAACAGUCAGGCGUGUCUCAUAGCAUUACACACAGGAGCGUUUUAGAGGUUUCGUCGGUGAACAUCCUGGGCGCCACAGCAUUUGAAACCUCCGGAACCCCUGCUGAUUGUGUCUCGUUGGCAUUGACAUCGUCUAUUUUCCCAUGGGCGAAACCGACCUUGGUGGUCAGUGGUAUCAACAAAGGCUCCAACUGUGGUUACCACAUUGUAUACUCAGGUACAGUGGCAGGAGCACGUGAAGCAUUUAUCAACGGUGUACCCGCGAUUGCACUUUCUCUAGACUGGAAAAGAGGAGGCAAGAGCAAUGAUAACGAUUUUAAAUCAGCAGCAACUGUGAGUCUUCCAUUGAUAAAAGCGGCUCUGCGAGACAUCCAGGGAGGAAUAUAUCCCGAAGGUUUCUUUUUUAAUGUUGAUAUACCAACAGAUCCGUUGGAGCACAAGGGGUACAAGGUGACAAGGCAAGGUACUUCCCGAUUGCCCUUAAAAUGGAAGAAAGUGACUCAGGAGAAACGUAUGCAAAUGCUGAAGGACUCGGGCAUUGGUCUACAGAUGGCACAGCUUGGACUUGCUGCCUCUGCUGCGGGAGCAGCCAGGCGUGCCAAUUUUAAGAAGCAAAAUCCCGAUGUUGAAUCAGUAGGGGCUAAUGAAGAGCCCGACAAGGAACCUUCCCCAAGGAUGCGCUUUCGUCUAGAAGGAUCGGAGCAAGAAAUUGGAGAGGUUGCCCCUGAUCAUGACUUUGGAGCGUUGGAACUAGGCUAUGUUACGGUAACGGCCGUGAGUCUGGAUACGAAUGUGGAGAUUAAUACGCGUGGCCAAGUCGAGGAUUGGGUAGCCAGUGUAGUUCCAGUCUCCCCUGCUUCUGCUUUAUAAGGUCCACUUCGAUCUGAAGAAUCUAAGAGACCUUUUUAUUGUUAGGCUCCACGAUUGGAUCAGUCUCUUGCAGUGUAUCUAUUUUUAAGACUAUGUGCUGGGAACAACCCUGCACCUGCACAGUAGUUUGUGGGGUUAUGGCUUAUCAAUUCGGCAGGUAUAGUCCCUUCAAUGCUUGUGAAGUGUUGACGGUUCUUGAUAGUCAUGGGGCCAAGUAGUCGAAAGUCUUGAGCUUUGCACUGGCUCAUCAGAUGAAUGUAGGGUUUGGUUUUGUUUUUGUGACCAUUCCAUCGCAGCUGGGCUGCUGUAUUGCAUCACGGGCCUUCGCCAAUUUUUGGAGACUAAUCUCCAAUCUCCAAGUCUGGGACAAAUGUAAAUGCUCCCAAUAGGAGCUUUCACCCGUCUA